Molecule: messenger RNA, 3254 nt
Organism: Ctenopharyngodon idella (grass carp)
Lineage: Eukaryota; Metazoa; Chordata; Actinopteri; Cypriniformes; Xenocyprididae
Product: protein-glutamine gamma-glutamyltransferase 5-like
Exons: 16
Coding region: 9-2243 (744 amino acids)
Biological process (GO): peptide cross-linking
Molecular function (GO): protein-glutamine gamma-glutamyltransferase activity
Source: RefSeq, a predicted model, not a curated record
CUGACUUCAUGUGUAUGCGGUCUGGAAACUUCAGUGGAAAAGGGGGGCGUCGAAGGACAUCAUAUAAAAAGCACAAUAAAGAGGCAUCUGAGUCUAACAACAAACCACAACACAGCUGUAUCAUGAACGCUACACAGUUCAAGGUUCAAAAAGUCGACCUGCAACAGGUCCGAAACCAGAUCCAGCACAGGACCGACGAUCUGAGCUCCAAAACUCUGGUGCUGCGGAGAGGACAGCCGUUCACAAUUCUUAUUAACAGUGAUGGACGGCCAUUCGAUCCACAGAGGGAAAAACUGGUCUUUGUUCUAGGGCCGCUGAAUGUGGACGUCCCUCUCUCUGUGUCUGGACAGCCUUCUCCAAAUCAAUGGAGUGCCAUUCAGGAGAAGAGCCUACCCAUCCCGUAUACACCCUGUCCACUGGCAGUAUCACUGUCCAGCCCUGUGUCUGCCUAUGUAGGAGUCUAUGAACUCCAGCUGAGAGUCGAGACCGGCCAGAGUGCCAAAACCUAUUUUCUCGGCCAUUUCACGCUCCUCUGCAACCCCUGGUGUGAAGAUGAUUCAGUGUUCCUGCCGUCGGAGGAUCUGAGGAAUGAAUACGUCUGUAGUGAUUAUGGCGUGCUGUAUAAGGGCAGCCCCUGUAACAUGUUCCUCAGACCCUGGUCUUUUAAUCAGUAUGAUAAAGGGAUGCUGGACAUCUGUAUGCAGUUACUGCAGUUAAGUCCUCAAUCUCAAGCCGACAUGAAGAAAGAUCUGCUGAACCGCAGCAGUCCGGUGUACAUCAGCCGCGUGGUCUCCGCUAUGGUGAACUGUCAGGAUGACAAAGGGGUGUUACAGGGGAACUGGACACAAAACUACAGCGGCGGUGUCAACCCCUCGACAUGGUCUGGCAGUGGAGAUAUUCUCAGGAUGUGGUCAGAAACACAAUUCAGCCCUGUGAAAUACGGACAGUGCUGGGUGUUCGCUGCUGUCAUGUGUACAGUAAUGAGAGCCCUCGGCAUUCCAACUCGAGUGGUCACCAACUUCCACUCCGGUCACGACUCAAAUGACAACAUGGUGAUUGAGGAAUAUUACUCAGAGAUGGGGGAAAAGCUGUCCAUAGCUGGCCAGGAUAGCAUUUGGAACUUCCAUGUGUGGGUGGAGAGCUGGAUGAAGAGGCCUGAUCUGGGUCAAGGUUAUGAUGGCUGGCAGGCUCUUGACUCCACACCUCAAAAGAAGAGCAGGGGAAUAUUCCGCUGUGGCCCUGCUUCUGUUAAAGCCAUUUCUGAGAAGAAGGUGGACAUGCCAUUCGAUGUUCCGUUCAUUUAUGCAGAAAUGAAUGCAGAUGUGCAUAAAAUAAUCAUAAGAAAUGGGAAUAGAUUAUCAUGCGCUGUUGAAAAGGACAGAGUUGGAGUCCUGAUCUGUACCAAACAUCCCGGAUCCAAGAAAAUGCAGGACAUCACGGCAGAAUACAAACCUAAGGAGGAUGACUUCAGAUGUGUUCACUUCAGAGCUCCCUUUAAAGUUAAACUGAGAAGCAUUGAACUUUCAGAUGCUGACGGUGAUUUGGGGAAAGUUGAUGCUGAAGGUGAUUUGGGGAAAGUUGUUCCUGAGGGCAUUGCAGUUUCUCUCCAGCUCUUGAAAGCUCCCAUAGUCGGAGAAAACAUUUCUUUCAACGUCAUAAUCAUUAACGAAGGGGAUGUUUCGAAAAAACUGAGAAAACAUGUGAACGCUCAGAGCAAAGAGUACAACUGCAAUCCCACUGAAGCCUUCUGGAAGGCUGACAAUGAUCUGGUGAUCGGCCCGUAUGAAACCAUGACUGUAAAACACGAGAUCUCCUUCAAGGAGUACAUGCUGAAGGAGGUGAUGGAGGAUCAUCAGGUUAACCUGGCUGUGGUUAUAGAGGAUGUGGAGUCUCAGAAGAGAGUGAUGGCUUCAGAAGAGUUCCACAUCAAGAGCCCUGCCCUCAAAAUACAUGUUCAAAACAAGCGCUCGGUCAUCAUCAACGAGCAGCAACUUGCCAUGGUGACAUUUACCAACACGUUUGAUGUUGCAGUGAGCGGUGAACUCACCAUAGAGGGUUCAGGACUCUUUGAGAAGGUUCAGAUCAGCCUUACGAUCCAGCCUGGAGAAACCAUUUGGAGGCCCAUCAGUAUCAUUCCCAGGAUGACGGGUGACAAGAUGCUUCACGGUAGUUUAGUGUUGACAAAUCUGCCCAUCAUCCUCCGUGGAUUCAAGACCGUCAGUGUUCAAGCAGCUAAGAGAUGAUUGUGAACCCUCAACAUGACAUACUAAUGGCUGAAACACCUUUGGAAAUGAUUGCUUUCUAUUAUUAUUAUUAUUAUUUUUUUUUUUUUUUUUUUUUUUUUUACAAUUGCUAAUUAAAAUGUGUGACCUGUGUGGCAAAAUGAGUCAAAAUGAACACAUUUUCAAAAAUGUGUUCUCUUAUUUUCACAUUCUCCAUUUAAAAAACCAAAAUUAUGUAUGAUUCGUUGGAAUCAGGCAAAGAGGAGCAAAGAGCAAAGAGGACACUGACAACGUAUCAGACAAGACAGAGCAGGUUACUUUUGAUAUGAAACAAAGUAAAGUCUCAAAUUUAGUAAUUUUUAAAGAAAUUUAAACAAAUACAGUUUUGUGGCUCUUUAAUGUGUUGUGACAGAUCGCUGUAGCCCCUCAGAUCAAGCGGCUUGUGAACCGAUCAUCUCUUCUUACUAGUUAAUUUAUAUAAUCAAAUAAACAUGAAUGAACCACAUUUCAACCUCAGAAAGACAUCAGUACACAUCAUUUUUCAAGUUCAAGUCCACCAAUGCUAAUCUACUAACUCCCCUGACUGCUUUGUUGGACGAAUGGGUGGAUUCUGCAUUAUGAUUGGUUAGAUAGCCUGUCAAUCAAACUCCCAGUGAAGGGUCAAUUAGCCCAUGCACAUUCCAACUCCUUUUGCCAGCACAGGUCACAUGUUUUUAACUCCUCAAGCCCAUUUUGGCUGCCUUCAGUCACAAAGAUCAUCAGGGCCUCUUUUUUCCUAAACUCUAAUCUCGUUGUCACCUAAAUAAUCCUUGAAGAGUUUCUUUUAGAUUAAACAUACAUGUGUUUCAACCAAUCAGAAUCCUUUUCACAUGGAGUAAUGAUGUAGUUAGUGACCUUUGUUAGAGUAUAAUUUCUGCUGUAUUGAGUUUGUACGCAAAGUGGCCUACGAACUCCUCGCGAGUACUGAAGCUGACUUCUGCUAAUGAAACUACAAACUAUUUUCUUCAUUAAAUUUUUCUUCAAUUGACUGCA